Messenger RNA from Meira miltonrushii, 2930 nucleotides. RefSeq lists its product as uncharacterized. Lineage: Eukaryota; Fungi; Basidiomycota; Exobasidiomycetes; Exobasidiales; Brachybasidiaceae. The coding region runs from base 42 to 2567 and encodes 841 amino acids. The transcript has 2 exons. Gene Ontology annotation, molecular function: ubiquitin protein ligase activity. Gene Ontology annotation, biological process: ubiquitin-dependent protein catabolic process; protein ubiquitination. The record is from RefSeq and is a predicted model, not a curated record.
CUCUUCCUUCACUUUACGGAUCAAACAAAUAAAUAAAAGUUAUGGAGUCCGUCAGUAAUCGGCUUCAAGCCGGAUUCUCUUGGCUUACGAAUGGCUUAUCGAAUACAACUUUAUUCGAUACUUUAGCCAUACCGUUUACAGAUUCCUCCUUCUCAUCAUCGGCAAUCCGCCCAUCGCAUUCUUCUAUUGCAAGUGCAGGAUCUGAAAGAAUCAUUUAUGUUGAUCAUACAGGACAUCAAAUGAGCGAAGCAGAAGUAGAAGCUCUGGACCGUGCAGCUUUCAGUGACUCCCCUUGGGGCUUUGUCGCUUCUCGGUAUGCUUUGACAUUGGGCGUAAUGGCAGUGGUGGUGAACAGGAUUACCCACAUCUGUCGCCCUCAAGGUAGGCCUAGACCACUGUCUAGUGUGCGAAGACUUGCCAUCCAACUGCCAACACUCUCUUUUCUAAUAUGGUCAGGGUUUAUGUUACUUUUGGUGACUAUACAUUCUUUCUCAAAAAGCAAUAGCAUUCCAAACAAGAUAUUUGGAGCAUCAUGGCUACCUUCUGACGUUCACACCUUGAUCAGUCCAAGCGCAAGCGAAGCAGAUGUGCACACAGCAAAUUCAACACUACUUUGGAGGCUGUUUCUGAGUGUGUGUCUAGCGGUCGUUUCAUCAACUUUACUACGAACACUGGAGGGCCACAAUACAAUCGUAAAUCCUGACGAUCUGGGAAAUUCUCCUACAUUCAAUCUCGUCGGGUUCGCAGUUUUGCUUCAUCUUCAUGCUUCCAGCUACAGUUUCCCUCCCAACAAACACGUCUAUCUCAGCAUCCUCAUUCAAGUAGGAGAAGUGCUAGGAUUACAAGCAUGCACAUGCUGGACAACACCUCCAAUCUCACGACUGACAUUGACAAGCAUAUUUGGGCUAACGUCUACAUUGCACUACCUUCAUGCUAUACGUUCGGGAGAUCGAGGAUAUCCAUUCCUUCAAAGCUUCAGUCGUGCGCCUGAUCUUGGCCUUAUUGCGAUCAUUCUUCUUACACUCACCCUGCACACUUUCACAGCACUGAUCACCAGCACACCUUUAUCCUUCUCAAGGCUUGUCGACCCUCGCUCAUUGCCUUUGCCUACGGACGAUUACAGUUUGGCACUGUUCAAAUUGGGAACUGCCUGCUUAAGUUCUACCAAAUUAAGCGGGCUAGAUUCUGAUUUAAUCGAUGUCAACACUUCCAAAGAAUCCUGGAUCGAGGUUGACGAGGGACAAGUACGGGUACGCUCACCGAACGGCAAACUUAUCAAGCCAAAUGAACAGGGUCGAAUUGGGUUCAACAAUGAGAUUAGACGAAUCAAAUCAUCCAAACUUCCUGGAAAUGGCCGUCACCCAUUCCGAUCUGCAGCUUGGCAGGGACGAUUCAAGUUUUUCCUCACAUUGAUGCGCACCGUUCGUGGACUGACUUAUUGGUUUGGGGGGAAGAUUGCGGAGGUUUUACCGUUUGAUCUGCCUCGAGUAAGUACGCCGCAAUGGGCGUACAAGGUUUUUAGAUUUAUUAGGGUCUUAUGGCAUGGUACGAACGGUGAAGAGCGUAGAAGGUUGCGUAUCGAAGAGAGGAGAAGGACUGCAGAAAGAGCAGCAAGGAUCAAUGCCGACCAAGCCUUACGGGACAGAAUGGAAGGCGCAGGUCGAGCGAUCGGCAUUUCCACUUCUACAAACACACAUCCGUCCACACCUAGUCAUUUGCGACAACGUACUCGAGCUUUAUCCCCUGACCUCGCCAAUAUUUCACCCAAUUCGUGGCAUCAUUACUUUGCGCAAGAUUUCGAUGAAGAAAGCGAUGCAGAAGAUGAAGAGUGGAAAGAAGAGAUGGAGACAGAAGAGAUAACAACAUACAGUCGUCAAGUAUCUCCUUCACCCAUACCCACAGAUGCAAAUUAUUGGCAGCGUUUGGGUUCUGGGUCACGACUCAAUGCCGAUGAUGAGGAAAUGGAAGACAUUGAAGAAGAUGAGGAUGGGUGGGAAGAUGAUGCGAACCCUGCCGAUAUGUCAGCCGAACUGUUAAUGUUGGCACGACGUGAAUUCAGCAAUGAUGAAGCUGUUGAUGAAACGGAAGAACAUAAUGAAUCAUAUGCCCGCAUCUUGAUGGCGCACAUGUCCACUCCCAACUCUAAAGUCCUCACUAGACGUGGUUAUCGUGAUCUGGUUGGCGGAUUUGAAGGACAAGAAGAUCAAGAGGAUGUACGUUUAUUGGCUGAUGUUAUUCGACAACGUAGGACUGGUAUUCCUGCAGCCGGAUCGACAACAUCCAGUUCAGAAAGAGAACGAAUGCGAUUAUGCGUAAUUUGUUAUGCAGAAGAUCGAACGAUUAUCUGUUGGCCAUGCAAAUGUUUAGCUCUGUGCGAUGGAUGUAGAGAAGCAAUGGCUGCUAGACCACCUCCGCGUAAUCAUCAUCGACAACAUACGGGUGCAGGAGGUGGUGGCCUGUUGGGCAAUGAAGGAUAUAGAAUGGAAUCUGGACCUGCAACGGCUACACACACAUGUCCAACUUGUCGUACUCCAGUAAUUGGUUUCUCGCGCAUCUUUUUGCCGUGAAAAUUGAAGCACUCUUGUCUGAUGUUCACUCAUAUUGUUCUUUUAUCAUCUUUUUAUUUGCAUAUUCACGCUAAUCUAUUCAUUUUGACAGUUUAUCAUUUUAUGGGUUGAGGGUAUUUUAUGCCAAGAAGGAGACAAGGUUUAUUUGUUGACCAUUUAAGCUAUUAAUGCAGGUACAUACAUUAAUCUGCAAUGAUUGACCAUAUCAUAUCUUCCGUUCCUUACACUCAUUUGAGAAUCAUACUGCUAAGAGUAUGCGUAUAGAUUGUCAUUGUGGAUGCUAUAUAGUUCAUUGGUUUUGGCCAUUCAACACCUUGCCCUUUGCCUUACUCAAUAGACGCUCGUGUGUAAAUUAAAGUUUUU